AUGGCGUCUUCCCUAGCCAUGGCCGAAUAUGGCACCUCCUCUUCGACCGACUCGCGUUCACGACGCCGAUCUUCGAAGAUUGCAGCAUUUUCCAAGGACAAGGAAGAGCCAUUGCCGCGAAGCUCGAACUCAACGGACCCUGCCGAAGAUGUUCUCGAAGCGUUGGGAUACACGCCACAACUCGCUCGUUCGCGAUCGACAUGGGCGGUGACGUUCAUGUCGUUCGUGCUGGCGUCCGUUCCUUAUGGAAUUUCAACAACGUUGAUAUACCCGCUCACAAACGGAGGGCCGGCCACAAUGAUUUGGGGUUGGGUUCUGGUCUGCAUGUUUAUGAUUUGUGUCGCUGCUUCGCUCGGAGAAAUCACUUCGGUAUGUCUACUGCAGGCUUUGUUCGCGUGUUUUCGGUCAAAAUGUUGCGGUGCUUUCGUAUUACUUGGGGUGGAAAGCUGUGCCGGCUGGUGUCUGGUAGACAAGGUGCAUGUGGACUUACAUUGUGCAGGUCUACCCAGUUUCGGGCGGUGUGUACUACCAGACGUACAUGCUGGCUCCCCCAUGGUGUCGUAAACUCACAGCUUGGUUGACCGGCUGGGCUUUUGUCCUCGGCAACAUCAUCAUCACGUUGUCAGUCAACUUUGCGACCGCCCUCUUCCUCAUCGGAUGCAUCAAUAUCUUUACGGACGCCGAUGGAGUAAGCAUCUUCCCAGCGACAGCGUGGCAGACAUACCUCAUCUUUGUUGCAGUGACGUUGAUCUGCACGGCCGUCUCGACUUUCGGCAACAGAUGGCUUCCACUGCUCGAUACCGGUGCGGUCAUUAUGACUUUUGUCGGCGUCCUUGCAAUCAUCUGCACCAUUCUUGCAGUCGCAAAAGAAGGAAGAAACAGUGCCGCCUACGCUUUCGGUGGUUUCGAAGUGUCCUCUGGCUGGAGCCCGCCAGGAUGGGCGUUCUGCAUUGGUCUGCUACACGCAGCAUACGCUACAUCUGCCACUGGGAUGGUCGUUUCCAUGUGCGAAGAAGUCCAGAAGCCGGCUACGCAGGUCCCCAAAGCGCUUGUCGGUGCCAUCGUGUUGAACAUGAUCUGCGGGAUAAUCUUCCUGGUCCCGAUCUGCUUCGUGCUCAAGGACAUCGCAGCCGUGGUCGCGGACCAAUCUGGUCAACCGGUACCUGCCAUCAUUCGUUCCGCGGUCGGUAGUGAAGUUGGUGCAUUCAUCCUCUGUGUUCCGUUGAUCAUGCUCGGAUUCUUCUGCGGAAUUGGUUGCUGCACUGCUGCUUCUCGUUGCACGUGGGCCUUUGCAAGGUAACUCUCCGUCAUACGUGGAUUCGGUCUGACGCAUUUGCUGACACCCGGCACAGAGAUGGCGCGCUUCCAGGCUCGCGCAGGCUCGGAUUCGACCGGGUCAACGACAAGACGGGCAUUCCUCUCAACUCCAUGCUGCUUAGCACAGCCAUCCAGGUGGUUCUUGGGGUGAUUUACGUUGGAAACUCAGCCGCCUUCAACGCUUUCAACAGCUCUGGCGUGAUCUUCUUGACGCUGAGUUACGUGACUCCGGUGGCAAUCUCGCUCUUCUCGGGCCGCAAGUCCAUAAAGCAGGGCAAAUUUGAUCUAGGAUGGGUCGGUGCCUUCUGCAACGUCGUGUCCAUUGGUAAGCCAGAACCUGAUAGAAGUCCAUGAAGGGGAUGUGCUAAUAUUCUCCAAGGCUGGUGCUUAUUUGCCAUUCCGCUCUUCUCGAUGCCUUCGGCCUUGCCGGUCGAUGCUGAGUCGAUGAACUACUGUUCGGUUGUCUUUGUGGGCGGUCUUACGAUAUCUUUCGUGUGGUACUAUGCAGGGGGCAGGAAGAACUACAACGGUCCUACGAUGGAUGACGCUGAGGGCGGUGCGCCGCCGAGGAUAUGA
This is a messenger RNA of Lecanosticta acicola, 1893 nucleotides long. The record is from the annotation of a GenBank genome assembly. NCBI's taxonomy places the organism in Eukaryota, Fungi, Ascomycota, Dothideomycetes, Mycosphaerellales, Mycosphaerellaceae.